AAGACAGCUUUCAGCGGUGUCACAUGGUGGUGCUACAGUACUUGGGAAGUCGUCUGUUGUGUGCGAUCGAUGUUUGGAGAUCAUUUGGUUAUGCCUAUGUUUUUUCGGCCAUUGAUGAAGGGUCUACUGACUGACUGACUAGCACUACGGGUGAAAGUCAGAUGGGAACUGUAAGUGACCUUACACUACAGUAAAAGGCGGUUUCGAAGGGUGUGUUUUGGGCGUUUCGUUUUUUGUUCAGAUCUGAUAAAAUGUGUUCUAUGCAGUCCAACUAGAUUCUGUUUGCUUUGAUUAGAUUUUGGAAUGGUGUAAACGCCAAUAUCAAAAAGACAUUUCCUGAUCUCAGACUGCAGACGUGCUUGGGACCCGACACUGACAGAUACAUACUUGUAUAACUGAUAAAAAAAAAAAAAAGUUACAAUGAACAACAAUUGUUUGCUGCCUUCAUUCAAAUGAAGCUAAGAAGAAAGGUUACCAGAAGCUCCGGGGCUAUGAAGAUUUGACAUUUAAAACGAAUAACCCAACUCAGUGAAAAUGAGUUCACGUAUCAUCACAGUUUGCCUUCCUAAAAAAGAAUUCGGGAUAUGGAUGAGGUGCAUUCGAACAAACCGGUUCAGUUUGUGUACUGGUAAAAAUGGAUUGCUUGAGUCGCGUGAAGAAUUACACCGGGGUCAUUUAAAGGGAGUCAGAAUUCGAUUGGGAAUCCUUGGAAACACAGUCUGUCCGCUGUCAAUUAGGACAAGUUCACCAUUUGCUUUAUCAAGGUGCUAUGAGAGUAACUCAUUCAGUGUGGCUAAUAGACCCUGGAAAAGGUUAGGUCCAACAAAAACUAAGUGUACGACGUCUGCAGAAAGACAACAAGUAGCGGAUAUAGAAAGUGAGAACAAAAAAGACAAAGAACCAAACAGGGAAAAUGAGAAGAGACUCAGUCGUCUAUUUUCUGAAGACAGCAGAAAGCUUCUACAACUGGCUCACCCAGAACGGUGGCGACUGGCAGCUGCUGUGGGUUUCCUGGGUGUUUCGAGUAUGGUCACGAUGGCCGCACCUUUCUACUUGGGAAGAGUCAUUGAUGUCAUCUGUGCCAAUCCCGUAGGGGACGCGAGCGCCACCCUGACCUCCCUGUGUGCAAUGCUGUCCGGAGUUUUCCUCUGUGGUGCUACUGCUAACGCUGCCAGGGUCUACCUCAUGCAAAUCUCAGGACAACAGAUUGUGAGAAAUUUACGAGAAUCCCUUUUUUCCUCAAUUUUGAGGCAGGAGGUGGGAUUCUUUGACAAGACCCGUACUGGAGAGCUCAUUAAUCGCCUGUCCUCAGACACGGCCCUUAUAGGGCGUUCAAUUACCGAGAACCUCUCAGAUGGACUCCGUGCUCUGGCUCAGGCAACAGCCGGGGUUGGCAUGAUGUUUUAUGUAUCGCCUUCUCUUGCUACGUUGGUCCUUGGCAUCGUCCCCCCUUUUGCAGUCCUGGCUGUGGUCUGUGGAAGGUACCUGCGCAAAUUGUCCCGAAUGACCCAAGAUUCAUUGGCAGAAGCCACACAGCUGGCCGAGGAACGGAUUGGAAAUGUAAGAACAGUCCGGGCUUUUGGGAAAGAAUUCACUGAAGUGGAGAAAUACAUCAGCAAGGUCAACUAUGUCUUUCAGCUUGCAAAAAAAGAAGCAGUAGUUCGGGCAGGCUUCUUUGGAGCCACGGGACUGUGUGGGAACCUGAUUGUGCUCACUGUGCUGUACAAAGGGGGGCUGCUCAUGGGCAGUGAUCACAUGACAGUUGGGGAACUCUCCUCCUUUUUACUUUAUGCCUUCUGGGUGGGAGUGAGCAUUGGAGGUAUGAGCUCUUUUUAUUCUGAGUUAAUGAAAGGCUUUGGAGCAGGGACACGAUUAUGGGAGCUGCUAGACAGACAACCUGAAUUUCCACUGAAUGAAGGCUUUACUUUGAGACCAGAUCAACUGAAAGGUGCUCUGGAGUUCCAAGAUGUGACUUUCUCUUACCCAACCCGUAAGGAUGCAUCGAUUUUUCAAGGUCUCAGCUUGUCUGUUCCAGCGGGCUCUGUGAUGGCUGUAGUUGGUCCCAGUGGCUCAGGAAAAUCAACACUGGUAUCUCUGCUGUUAAGAUUGUAUGACCCGGACUCUGGUGUUAUUACGAUUGAUGGUCGAGAUGUGCGUGAACUGAACCCAUACUGGCUGCGGACCAACAUUGGGACUGUGAGUCAGGAGCCAGUUCUGUUCUCAUGCUCUAUUGCUGAAAACAUUGCCUACGGAGCACUGGAUCCUUCUCAGGUCACUGCAGAGGAGAUCUACAGGGCUGCUGAGUUUGCCAAUGCCAACAGUUUUAUCCAGAACUUUCCAAAGGGAUUUGACACUGUUGUUGGAGAGAAAGGCAUUCUGCUGUCAGGUGGUCAGAAACAGAGGAUUGCAAUUGCCCGAGCUUUACUCAAGAAUCCCAAAAUUCUCUUGCUAGAUGAAGCCACCAGCGCUCUGGAUGCAGAGAAUGAACACGUGGUGCAGGAGGCCCUGGAUCGGUUAAUGGAUGGACGCACUGUUCUGAUCAUUGCCCACCGCUUCUCCACCAUUCAGAAUGCUGAUGCUGUAGCCGUCUUGGACCAGGGCCGAGUGGUGGAAUGCGGAAAACACAAGCAGUUGUUAGAAAACCCACAAGGACUGUUCAAAAAACUCAUGGAAAAGCAAGCUAUCUUACAGAACAGCCAGAGACACUUGCGCAACAAGUAACAUGCAGAGCAAACCAGACAAUUUUUUUUUUUUCUUUUGGUAAGCAAGGCAAGUAAUUUUAUAUGUGCCUUGUUUUAAAAUGUAUAUGAAGAUCAUAUCAAAUAGUGUUUAUAGGAACAGUUGUAUUUUAUAAGAAGGAUGGAUUUUAAUCACAGAGGUGUUCUGUUGUUUUUUUUUUUCUAAAAAAACUCCAGAAAUAUAUUAAAUGUGUUCUCAAUUUUUAUAUUUAGUGGCAUGUUAUAUACAAUCUUUCAAAUUGGUACAACAGGCUCCGUACAUGUCAUGCUGAUUUGGAUCAUCAUGUUGUUGUUGUUGUUGUUGUUGUGUGGGUUUUUUUUGUUUUUUUUAUUCACUUAAAUGCCAGUUUAAUAAAUCCUUCCCCUUAUCUCUGAUAGACACCUGUAUGCCUUGUGUUUGGCCAAAUCCAAUAUAGUUGGAGGGAAUUGUAAAUAGCAGAUGUGAUGCACAAGACUGAAAGUGUUGCUGAUUUAUUAUUGUUAACCCCAAUACAUAAGUCUGUAUGUUGCACAUAUUGGGGCUGUUACUCAUAUUUAUCAUUAUUUCAUCCCACAAUGCUGCAAAAAAAGUAGUAUACGUCUAAUGUUAUAUAUGGCCAAAACUAAGACUGGUUUACCUGUCUCCUGUUUUGAGUGGAGAUGUUAAAUUAGCAUUAGGUCCCCAAGUCUAACAAUUCCCUUAUUGUUUUGCUGUUAUAUAUUUUUUUCUCUAGACUUGUAUUUCUUUGACUCAUGCAACUAUUAUUUUUCUGGGUUACAGUUAAUAGGACCUUACCUACACUUGUAUUCUGUGCUGCACAUUGAAUAGUAGUACAGUGUGCAGUACCCUAUAGCAUGUAACACAGGAAGUGAAUGUGGAUGGUAACCCAGCACUUCAGUCAUACCCAAAACUUAGACCAUUAUCUUCGUAAUAAUUGAGGAUGGCUCAACAGGCUAAAAACCUGAUAAAAUGAGACCCACUUACUACUUUAUUUUAGAACUGUUUUUAAACCAGCUCUAUAUGAAGACAUACAUUGCCAUUGGUGUAAGUGUUUUCCUGAAAUGUCAAUAAAAUAUGUUUUUCCUUGUAAUGUUUUAUAUUUGAUAUAUAUUUAUAAGUGAUUGUCAAACUGCUGUGAAAGAACUUGCUGGUUCAAUGCCAAUUUUACUGGUCGUCAGCCCGUCACAGAACAUAUAUUAUUGCAAAUUAAGGAUUGUCCUGAUACUUGUGACUUCCUUUUAAAGAAAUACAAAAAAUAAUCUGUUUCAGCCUUUAACAAUGUAUAUAAAUAAACUUGGCUUAAAUGGCUUAGAGUUAUGUUGCACUGUAUUCUAAGCAAA
This is a messenger RNA of Acipenser ruthenus (sterlet), 4058 nucleotides long. RefSeq names its product ATP-binding cassette, sub-family B (MDR/TAP), member 10 (gene abcb10). Gene Ontology annotation, molecular function: ATP hydrolysis activity; ABC-type oligopeptide transporter activity; ATP binding. Lineage: Eukaryota; Metazoa; Chordata; Actinopteri; Acipenseriformes; Acipenseridae. The record is from RefSeq and is a predicted model, not a curated record. Gene Ontology annotation, biological process: transmembrane transport. The transcript has 13 exons. Bases 535 to 2721 code for a protein of 728 amino acids. Gene Ontology annotation, cellular component: membrane.